CAGACGGAGGAAGCGAUCGCUUUAAAUUGGCACAAAAGGCACAUUUUCUAAUGAUCUGUCUAUACUGUUUUCAUGAAAUUGUACAUUGUAGACUCUAUGGCCAAGGACAGAGAAAAGAAUAUGGCGGCUGUCGUUCCAACAGCCGAUAUGAUGAUUCAAAAGAAUUCUCAAAUUUUAGUAAAUGUUGAAGAAGCACUGACUGAUUUACUAGUUGUGUCGUAUUGUACUGAAGAUAAAAAAUUUCAGGGUGUGCUUUUGGACUCCAGCAAAGGUAAUUUGCCUUUUGGCGUGUAUAGCCUACAUCCAGCUUUUAAUAAAGAGACUGAAUCCACCGAUAAAAAAGAUGAAAAAUUGCAUUCCGUUAGUCAGAGGUUUACUUACCAAGAGCCUCAAUAUGGAGAUGAAGAUGGUCAAAAGACAAGGAAACCCGGACCCAAGGGUAAGCCUCAGCCUAGACAAAAGAUGACAGUAAGAUUAAGGCCUAGGAAGGUACUAUGCUCAAAUUGUCAAGGUAUAUGCAACGAAAAUAAUGAAAACGUGGACGUGUCUAAAAAACGGAAACUAGACAGCAAUGACGACACUCCUCAAAAUGGUUCCAGGCCACAGAAGGUCGAGAAAAAAUAUUUAAUGAGCAGCAUGUUGAUACCUAAACUGACAAGGCUUGAGGAAAGUGAAAUAAGUACUUUUAGAACAAGUGAGAAAAAAGUUAAAAAUGCUAAAAGUGAAAAAUCGGAAGUGAGUGAGACUACACCCGAGUUAGCAUUUGUUAGUGUUUCUAGCCAUAGUAAUGUCUGUGAUGAAAGUGAAUCGAAGGAGGAUAAUGACGCGUCAUUUAGCUCAUUGUUUUCUAACGCGCGGACUUUAAAAAUAUGCUUUGGUGAAGGCGAGGGCACUGUCGUGAAAAUUCCUCCCCUCGCCGGAGACUACAAUGAAGACUCGGGUGUGUCUUGUGAUAUGGGAAAGCCUGAUUCCAAAGCAGUUAAAAAAGCUUUAAAGAAAGCUAAAAAACAAGCUAAGAAGAUAAAUAUCACAGAUAAAGAUGAAGAAAGCAACACAACUUCCCCAAAACACAUUGGUGCAUUAUCACCGCACAAUAACAUGUCAGACAAUCCAAUGUCAGACCCAUUAGAAAAGAAACAUAAGCACAAAAUAAAACACAAGAAGAAACGUAAAGUGACAAAGAAACGAGAUGAAAACAGUAGUAAAAGUGAUGACAGUAUAGACUAUUUUAGUAAUAUCAAAGAGCACUGUCUUAAACAAAAACUAUCCAUUAGUCUGCGUAGAUUGAGCAGUAAUUCCUAUGAAAAACAAACUGAGCAAGAGACUGAUUCUGAGGACUUGGAAAAUGAAACAGUGCCAGAUUUCCCUGCAAACUCUAUAGAAGGUAUCGGAGGGAAAUUAUUGAGGGUGUCUCCAGGUGAUAUAGUUUGGGGGAAGGUUGUUGGCUUUCCAUGGUGGCCGGGUAGGGUGCUGAGUGUUACACAAACUUCCAGAGCUCAUGUGUCUUGGUUUGCAUCAACCACAUCAUCUUUGAUGCCCUGUGACAAUUUAUGUCCAUUUCUAGAAGAUUAUAAGAUAUGCUUCAAUAAAAAGAAAAAAGGUGCAUACAAAGAGGCUGUAAAGGAAGCUACUAUAGAAGCGAGGAGAUUAGAAUCUCACAUGGACCCAUUGGCAAGCCCGACUCACAGCAACCUGACCACAGUCUCCCCACGUCCCAUUGAUGUGUUCUCAUAAUUGUGAUUGUAUAUUAUAUUUCGAUGCAUUCAAUGAAAAGAGUUAUAUUUCUUAAAUGAUAUCACCCUUUUCGUUAGAUAAGUCGAUUUAUAUCCGAAUUUAAAAUUGAUGUGAUAAUUCUGUAACCACAAGUUCAUUGACCACUUAUUAAGGUGAGUUUCUAUUG
Molecule: messenger RNA, 1900 nt
Organism: Papilio machaon (common yellow swallowtail)
Lineage: Eukaryota; Metazoa; Arthropoda; Insecta; Lepidoptera; Papilionidae
Product: PWWP domain-containing protein 2A-like
Exons: 3
Coding region: 73-1734 (553 amino acids)
Cellular component (GO): chromocenter; nucleus
Molecular function (GO): chromatin binding
Source: RefSeq, a predicted model, not a curated record